AUGAAUUACAAUAAAAUUUACAAUAAAAUUUGUCAACCACCUCAUAAUCAGUCUAGACAACUAGCUGAUGAAAUAAGACUAAAUAAUACAAAAUUCACGAUUGUAACACCAAGAAUGAUAAUAAAGAGAAAUAUUAAACGAGAAAUCGAUGAUGAAAACAUAGAUAUUAAUUCGAUGGUAAAUGCCGUUUGGAACCACCAUUUAACAGAUGCUCAAAGAGAGGAAUUUGAAUCUUUGGCAAAAAGUAUUAACGACAUCAAUCAAAAUGUUGCGAAUAUUAAUAGUGAUUCGCACAAUAGAAUGAACCGAAUCAAUAAUCAUCAAGAAAUUGACCCUAUUGGGAUUUUUAGUGGGACGGAAAUCUCCCAAAGAACUGAUUUUGAAUCUCUCAUAUUAGCAACUUUUCCAUAA
Rhizophagus irregularis DAOM 181602=DAOM 197198 is the source of this 411-nucleotide messenger RNA. RefSeq lists its product as uncharacterized. The record is from RefSeq and is a predicted model, not a curated record. Lineage: Eukaryota; Fungi; Glomeromycota; Glomeromycetes; Glomerales; Glomeraceae.